AUGAAGAAGCGCGUGGCUACUCCGCUCCCGGCCUCCUCCUCUUCUGCUGGUGUGGACAAGAAGCAGCGCAUGUCCACAGCUAUACAGCUGUCACCCGCAGAGGAAAAGCUCUUCGCGUUCCUCUUGGACGUGGCCAGGCAGCCUGCAGCCAACGGCGCGGUCCUGCGAGUAGCUGGUGGGUGGGUACGUGACAAGCUCCUGGGACGAGACAGCGAUGACGUGGACAUUGUGCUCGACGUUAUGACCGGUCGGGCUUUUGCCGACCUCAUUAACGUGUACGAGACUGCUCAAGGUCGUCAAGCGCGAGCUGUUGGCGUGAUCAAGGCGAACCCGGAGCAGAGUAAGCACUUGGAGACCGCGACGAUGCAGAUGCGGGACAGCUUUGGAUGGGUGGACUUUGUCAAUCUCCGUGCCGAGACGUACGCUUCCGAGGACACUCGGAUUCCAACUGUGGCUUUUGGGACUCCUCAGCAGGACGCGGAGCGUCGCGACUUUACGAUCAACGCGUUGUUUUACAAUUUGGUGACGAAACAAGUUGAGGAUUUCACUGGACGAGGUGUUCAUGAUUUACAGACUCGACUGCUGCGGACGCCGUUGGACCCACGCGUGACGUUUCUGGAUGAUCCGCUGCGUGUGCUGCGUGCAGUGCGCUUCGCGUCGAGAUUCAAUUGCAUGCUAGAUGACGACUUGCGUGCGGCGGCGCAGAUGGACGAAGUGCGCGUGGCACUUGUGCGGAAAGUUAGUCGGGAACGAGUGGGCAAGGAGCUUUGUGCUAUGCUCACAGGGAGCGCAGCACAUCCUGAACGUGCUGUGCAGCUGCUGCAUGAACUCGGACUAUCUGAGAGCGUGUUCCUGCCCCCUGCUUUGCUCGAAAAGACGCCUGUUUGUCGCGCAGAUGGAAAAGCAGAGAACAUUGAUGAACACGCGUGGGGCCGUUCUUAUGCUUACGUGUCAGAGAUGUGCCAGUUGAUGAUGGCUUCAGGCGACGUGUUGGACGUCGAUAGUUUGACUUUGGAAAAGAAACAUGAGCUGCACGUGCGUAUUUUGGCGUGUGUAUUGCUGCCGUUCUGCGGACUCUGUGUGCUCGACAAGCGCCGUCGAUCGAUUGCUGCAUUCGUCGUUCAAGACGCGCUGAAGCUGCCUAAUCGAGAUGCUAAGGACGUGGAGAAUGUGCUGGCGCACGUUCGUCAGCUUCAGGCGCUUACAUGCAAAACGUUCAACCGGUUGGACUCAGGCCUUCUCAUUCGCAGUAUCGGUGCUCAGUGGGACAUCUGCUGCAAUGUGGCGCUUGUGCAGGAACUAGUAGACUCUGGACCGUUUUGUGAUUCUGCUGAUGCGCGGGCAACGGUAUCGAAGCGAUACGACACUUUUAUCUCGUAUAUUCUGGACUCUGGUUUAGAUAGCGCCUGGAAACUCAAGCCACUUCUCGAUGGCAACGAUCUCAUGAAGCAGCUUGGAGUGAAGCCAGGCCCGCAGGUAAAGGAGCUGCUGGACCGCGUUGUAGCAUGGCAACUGGUACACCCUGCAAAGACACGCGACGACUGUAUGCUGCACUUCAAGGCUUCAGUUGUCGAUGAGGCUCAAGGACCGUCUCCAAUCAAAUAG
This is a messenger RNA of Peronospora matthiolae, 1605 nucleotides long. The record is from the annotation of a GenBank genome assembly. Lineage: Eukaryota; Oomycota; Peronosporomycetes; Peronosporales; Peronosporaceae.